UAGAUAUACGGUAAAAAUAGCCACACGUGUACAUUUAAUAUUCAAGAUCCAAUGCAUUAUAUCUUAUAGCAAAAUCAGGAUUUCCGGGAGAGAGAUGCCUUUACUCAAGCUUCUAGCGAGGUGUAUACUUGCUCUUCUCAGCUGUCUACGGUAUCUGUUGCCGCAUAAAAAGGGACACAUUCCAGAGGCUGGCAUUGUUGUUAACAAAUUACUAGAUAUAGUGUUCAACGACGAUAACUUACUAAAACUAGAGUUUCUCACGGAUUUUUACGAGAAAUUCGGAUUAUUCCGGUUUGAUAAUAAAGUAUAUAUAUUCGACCAUAAAUUAACACAGACCGUUAUAAACAAAUUAGAAAAGGGUGCACAUGACUAUUUAGAAAACUCUCCAUUAAAAGACACAAUACUUGGUUCCACAAAUCGGAGUCCAGAAGUACGGAGAGCGAUUGCGACCAUCUUUAGAAAAUCUGUUCUCGAGGAAAAAGGAAACCUUAUUAUUAAAGAUGUAGAGACAUUUUGUGAUAAAAUAGAGGACGAAGCAAACUCAGGUCAGCUUGUAAAUGUUACGGACUGGUCACUGCGUAUGGCGAUGGACGUGGUAGGUCACAUGUUACUACAGCUAGACAUGCACGCGCUAGAGGGAAAACAAGAACUGUUGUUAGAGUGUCUGAUGACUAUAUUACACAGGUGCUAUGCAUUGGCUGAGAUCACCGCCGACAGUGAAGAGUUUAAAGAAGCAAAUGCAACGUUUGAAAAACUCACAACCGAAAUCUUAGCAGAUGCUCUAAAAAUAGAAGACCGUCACGAGGAGAAAAGACUGGUCGUUAAACUACACGAAGCGUGUGGCUUUGAUUUGGCUCGAGAUAAUAUGAAGUUAUUCUUAAUGGCUGGCUCAGAGACCACUGCAGCAACAAUACCCGUCUUGGUCUACUUACUAACCACACACACGGAUGUUCAGGAAGAACUCCGAGCUGAAGCAGACGAUAAUAUAGACGCUUUGUAUAAAGACCCGUCGCUCUCUCUACCAAAGCUUGAAGCUGUAUUGAAAGAAGUUCUACGUGUUUACCCUAUAGCUCCAUUCAUCAGCAGACAGACGCUGGAGGAAGUCAAUGUCGGGGAUUUUACCUUUCCAGCGAGCACGGACAUCAAAGCAUUUACGUGGGGUAUUCACCGGUCACAUACACAAUGGUCAAAAUCCAAGGAAUUUAUUCCGUUCAGAUUUUUAGACAAUUCUGAACGAACGUCCUCCAAAAUGUACAUACCAUUUGGCGCCGGUUCAAGGGUGUGCAUAGGUCAGCAUCUGGCUUGGCUGGAGCUUAAAAUAGCCACCGCCAUUAUGUUGCAUAGAUUUAGAAUAUCAAAGGUACCAGAGACUCGAACUUUGAGAUUUGUGACCGACUGGGCACACGCUGUUGUUCAUCCGGACAAAGACUUAUUUUUCAGAUUUGAAGUCAGAUAAUUAUUAAUAACAACUAGAACAUGUAUUAAUAA
Molecule: messenger RNA, 1488 nt
Organism: Ruditapes philippinarum (Manila clam)
Lineage: Eukaryota; Metazoa; Mollusca; Bivalvia; Venerida; Veneridae
Product: cytochrome P450 4X1-like
Exons: 8
Coding region: 95-1456 (453 amino acids)
Molecular function (GO): monooxygenase activity; heme binding; iron ion binding
Source: RefSeq, a predicted model, not a curated record